UCAGGCACAGUCACAUGUUCGUAGCUGUAGGGGGUCGUAUUACAAGUUGGAGUGGUUAUAUGAUUUAUUCGUACAUCAUAGAGCUGCUUCCAGCUGGGCAUAUGCGACUAGAGCAUAUCUAUUGAUGUUGGUGGGUUCCACCAUAUUUGCUGAUAAGACCUUUACACUUGUAGAGACACGAUACCUCCUCCUGUUUAGGGACUUGGAUGGAUGUUCAGGAUAUAGUUGGGGAGCAGCUGCACUAGUUACCCUUUACCGAUAUCUUGGAGAUGCGUCCAUGUACAGUUGCAAACAGCUCGGUGGAUAUCCUACUCUCCUACAGUGUUGGAUUCACGAGUACUUUCCAACUGUUGGAAAAAGAGGGGAGAAUUGGAAACCUACUGAUAACUGUGGUCUUCCCCGAGCGAUGAGAUGGUCGUAUAGGGGCUGUUUGAAGUGGGGUGAAACAGUUGUCCCAUACUUCCCUGAUAGAUGUUUACGUCAGUUCGGUUACCAUCAGAGUGUUAUCGCUGUGAUCGGUUCAUCUACCGUGGCCACCACUCCAUCUGAUGCAGUAGACGGCAUAUAA
Molecule: messenger RNA, 568 nt
Organism: Lathyrus oleraceus (garden pea)
Lineage: Eukaryota; Viridiplantae; Streptophyta; Magnoliopsida; Fabales; Fabaceae
Product: protein MAIN-LIKE 1-like
Exons: 5
Coding region: 125-568 (147 amino acids)
Biological process (GO): meristem development; meristem maintenance
Source: RefSeq, a predicted model, not a curated record